AUGGGAUGGGAUGACCCCAUACCUGCUCAAAGCCAAAAGGAGUGGAAAGCAUGGCUAGCCGAUUUGUCUGGAUUGGAAAACAUCCGGAUCCCACGGUGUUUAAAACCCAGUAAUUUUGGAGAAGUAACCAACGCCCAAUUGCAUCAUUUUGCCAAUGCCAGUCUACAUGGAUAUGGUACAGUUACAUAUCUUCGUUCACAAAAUACAGCCGGAAAUAUCCAUGUCGGUUUUGUGACAGCUAAAGCCAGAGUAGCUCCAUUGAAACCACACACAAUAGUAAAAUUGGAAUUGACAGCAGCUGCAUCUGCUGUACGUCAGGAUGAUCUAUUACACAGAGAGAUGACGAUUAAGUUGCAACCAUCAAUAUUCUGGACAGAUAGCCAAACUGUCCUAAAAUACAUAUCAAAUGAGAAGUCUAGAUAUCCUGUGUUUGUGGCUAACCGCGUUGCAGUUAUUCGUGAUGGAUCAACAUUGGAAGCAUGGCGAUAUGUGCCAGGAAAACUUUAUCCUGCCGACCAUGCAUCCAUGGGACUUAAGGCACAAGAUCUGAUGAGACAUAAGGAAUGGAUAUCAGGGCCGGAUUUCUUGGCUAUGAGCCAGAAGGAAUGGCCUGUUAUGGAAGAUAUACCACCAAAUGGCGAUACAUCGCACAAUGACAUCCAGGAAAGCCAGUGCAACGCAAUUGGAGUAAGCGAAGCAAUAUGUCAAUAUGACAGUCUUUUGAAUAGAUUAAUACGACACUACUCCGAUUGGACAAAAUUGAAGAGGGCUGUGGCAUACUAUAUCAUUCUAAAAGGCAUGCUCCGAAAGGUGAAGGAAAGUCACCUACUUACGGCUAGGAAGCUGGAGGUAGCUGAGAUUGCUAUAAUCAAAUAUAUACAAACCACAAAUUUCCCUCAAAAGGAAUUGGGUAAAGGCAGCAAUCUAACUAAACUAAACCCUAAACUAAAUGAGGGAAUUCUAAGAGUUGGGGCAGAAUCGAAAAUCCACCCAUUCCCGAAAAUAUGA
Molecule: messenger RNA, 1008 nt
Organism: Anneissia japonica
Lineage: Eukaryota; Metazoa; Echinodermata; Crinoidea; Comatulida; Comatulidae
Exons: 1
Coding region: 1-1008 (335 amino acids)
Source: RefSeq, a predicted model, not a curated record